AUGCACCCAUCCGCGCCCACGUAUUUGACGGGGCGCUUAGGAUUCCAGUCAAAUUCAGCGAUGGGCGAAAAGGAAUUGGAGCAGACGCUUUGCUUCGUGGGAUGGCGCGGCGAAAUCGCCGGAUCGAGGUCCGGCGUCUCCAGCCGCGCACUCAGCAAGGAGGAACAGGAGGUGGUGAAGGAGUGGCGAGCACAAGAGGAGGUUUUGACGUUGGAGGAAGCGAAAGACAAGGUCAAGGGACAAUUCUUGAUUCCCCCGGAUGAGUUGAUUGAGAAAGCCAUGCUGUACCUGGCAAAGAACCAGUACGGCAUGGAGGACCCCGAGCUCUUGGCCGAUGACUUCCUCUUCGUGGGGCAGGUCAUUGGUCCUUUGGAGAAAGAUGAGUUCAUCAAGACGCUGGGCCAGUUCGACUUGAAAGUGGCCUUUCCUGAUCAGAAGGUGCGCUGGCACGACUUUCGGGUGGAUCCCUACGAUGCCUCGCGCGUGUGGUUCACGGCGCGCUCCAUGGGAACGAACUUGGGAGCGAUCCCUCCAUUGAUUGCGGAGGCAACGAACAAGGCGUUCGAGAGCCCACCGGAGGCCUGCUCCCUGCGCUUCAACGGCCAGGGACAGGUGGUGGAAUACACCGCAGGCUACGUCAUCGACCGGCGCCAGGGCAACACCGGCGGCCGCGGCGGGCUGCUGGGACCCUUGUACGCCAUCGGCAAGGGCUUCCCGUUCCCGGAGGCGCAGCCCUAUGAAUGGUCCUGGCAGCGCAAGCUCUUCACCUGGCUGGGCGAACUGCUGGCCGGCGAGAAUUGCUUCAUCCUGGACCGUUUCCAGAUUCCAGCAAUCUAUCGUUGCUCCGCUGUGAUGGAAGGGAAGACCGCCAUCGCGGCCUAUGCCCAGGCCUGGUGUCUCUAUGUUUGGGUCCCGGGCAUCGAUGGUUUGCUGGGCGGUCAGGGUGCCGUGGAUUCGCGGCCCUUGGGACCUGCAGAUGUUGUGCUGCUUCCAUUGACACUUCUCGGUGCCAUUUCUUCGUCCGCAGAUUUCAGUGCUCUUCCACUGCUGGCGGCGCAUGCCUUGAAGCUGGGGAUGUUCGCUUGGCGCAUGCCCUUUGUGUGGGACCACGAAUGCUGGGCCGCCCUCACUGAGCUGAGCUUCCUCUGCAGUGCUGCGCCGCGCCAAUUCUGGCGCCUGGCGCGCAGGCAGCUGCUGGUGCUUUACGCGAGUGCAGCCUGGUGGAAACUCAACACUUCCUUCUUGGACCCGCGCACGUCCUGUAGCACCGUCAUCCUGAUUCAGUUGCUGAGUACCUACACACCGAGCGAUCUGGCACAGCACUUCGCGCCAGUGGUGGCCAGGUGGGCGCCUUUGUUGGGCAUCGGCGGUGAAGCGACGAUUGCGAUGCUCUUGCUGUGCUGUCCGCGUCUGGGAGUCCUCAGCGCCUUGGCGUUUCAUCUGCUGGUUCUGCUUUGCCCUGCGCCGAACUUCGCCGGCGGCUUCUCCGUUUGCUGCGCCGCACGGCUGCUGCUGUUGCUGCCCAUGGAGGCAGCGCCACAGUGCCGUUGGAGCCCCUGGGUGGCACUGGGCGCAGCAGUGUUCGCAGGUGUCAUCCCCAGUGCCGCCUCAGCAGCCUACGGCGCGUUGGCCUUCAGCCUGCUGCAGGGCCUCUGGACGAAGACGACCACGACCACGACGGAGGCCAUUACUUUCAGCACCUUCGUGUCGCCCCUGCUGCUGCUGACCCUCGUCUAUGCCUUUCUGCUACCGGUGCUGGGGCUCCAGCACAUGGCUUCCUGCUCCAUGUAUGCGAAUCUAAAGCACUACGGUGGCUCCAAUCAUUUGGUCGUUCCAACAGGGCUGCUGCAGGACUGGUUCCACGACCUUCACAGCCCCUGGGGCCCCGCCUUCGGUGGUGCCUUGUGGCGCCUCGACGCUGUGGAUGGUGCUGAUGGCGCUGCGGCGCUGACGGCGCGCAACGCAUGGACCGCGGUGGAGCCGCCGCGGGCCGUGGAGCUGCUGCGGAGCAACGGCCACAGCGGGAGGCAGUUUGCCGCCUACUAUGCGCGCCUCGAAUCCUUGGAGGCUGCUGGGGUCAGUUCCUACCGACUCUUCCAUUGGUCUUCCCCGCCUUCGAGCUUCGCCGCGCCCUGCGCGCCACGCCCUCAACGUCGCCGUGGCGUGCCACGCUGACGCGGCUGCCGCGGCAGCUGCGGACGCCCAGGGAAUGGCGGGACUUCCCAGGGAUGCAGGUGUACCUUUGGUCCAACGGCAGCAGUGAUGAGACCUUGCAGAGGUGGUUGGAGUCCGAACCUCCAUGGUGGCUUACAAAGCUUUUGCUACCAUAUCCCUAUCCGCUGCUGCCCGACGAUGACACUGAGAUUCAUUGCAGCAGCUGACAAGAAUAAAA
Messenger RNA from Cladocopium goreaui, 2392 nucleotides. Lineage: Eukaryota; Dinophyceae; Suessiales; Symbiodiniaceae. The record is from the annotation of a GenBank genome assembly.